This is a messenger RNA of Notolabrus celidotus (New Zealand spotty), 14261 nucleotides long. RefSeq names its product lysosomal trafficking regulator (gene lyst). The transcript has 52 exons. Gene Ontology annotation, cellular component: cytosol; membrane. NCBI's taxonomy places the organism in Eukaryota, Metazoa, Chordata, Actinopteri, Labriformes, Labridae. The record is from RefSeq and is a predicted model, not a curated record. Gene Ontology annotation, molecular function: protein kinase binding. The coding region runs from base 97 to 11442 and encodes 3781 amino acids. Gene Ontology annotation, biological process: intracellular protein localization.
GUCAGCCUCCAGGGUCUGGAGAAUUUCCUCUGUCUCUUCCACUACGUGCAGCAUCACCCCAACCAGAGCAAGGAUGCCCUGAAGUUCUGCUCAGACAUGAGUGGAGCCAGCAACACGCUGGCGAGGGAGUUCCUGACCGACGUCCAUCAGCUAUGCAGCGCGGUGGCUCAGAGGGCCGAGGCCCGGGAGGAGGACGAGGAGGAGAGUCACAUGGUGGCUCUGGGAGAGUACCUGGUCAGGGGGCGGGGCUUCCUGCUGCUCAGCACGCUGGACUCCAUCAUCGACCAGGAACUGACGUGUCGCGAGGAGCUGCUCACUCUGCUGCUGUCUCUGCUGCCGCUGGUCUGGAAGAUCCCCGUUCAGGAGGAGAAAGCUCCAGAUUUCACGCUGCCGUCCUUACUGGAGGUGUUCCUGAGCCGGGAGCUGAAGGCCGCCCCUCUCAGAGCGGGACAGAAAGCUGCCACAGAUGAACAGAGUACGGGGAAGAGGUCCCGCGUCGGCAGUGGAACCUGGAAGUCCCGGAGGUCUCGCAGGACGUCGCAGAGAUACUCUGUGAAGGAUGCUCGGAGGUCGCAGCUCUCUACCUCAGAUUCAGAAGCAAACACUGAAGACAAAACCGCCGCGGGACCCAGCGGUGCACGGAGCAGGCGGUCACAUGGCUCCACCAUCAGAGUGAGCUGUCAGCAUCAUCGCUCAGAGACAUCACAGUUACCGUCCACCGCCGCCAACACCGCCGCUGACACCAUGAGUGCUCCGUACCCCCACCCGCGAGCCCCCGGGUCCCAGAUGGCCGACACCGAGACUCUGACGGACCCAGCCGCGAUAUCCAUUUUCAACCGCAUGGAGAACUCACCCUUCGAUCUCUGCCACGUGCUCCUCUCUCUGCUGGAGAAGGUUUGUAAGUUUGACAUGAGCAUCAACCACAACCCGGGCCUGGCCGUCAGCGUCGUGCCGACUCUCACCGAGAUCCUGACGGAGUUUGGAGACUGCUGCGGUCCAGGGGGAGGUCAGGGGUCAGGGAUAGAGGAGCUCGCUGGAGGCUGGACUGAGGAGCCCAUCGCGCUGGUUCAGAGGAUGCUCCUACGAACCAUCCUGCACCUGAUGUCAGUGGAUGUGAGUCAGUGUGAAACCCUCCCAGACAGCCUGAGACGCAGCCUGACGGACCUGCUGAGAGCCACCCUCAAAAUCCGGAGCUGUUUGGAGAGACAGACGAACCCUUUUGCCCCACGGCCGAAAAAGACCCUGCAGGAAGUCCAGGAUGACUUUUCUUUCUCCCGCUAUCGCCACAGGGCGCUGCUGCUGCCGGAGCUCUUAGAGGGAGUUCUCCAAGUGCUGCUGGGCUGCCUGCAGGCGUCCACACCAAACCCUUUUUUCUUUAGCCAGGCGCUGGAACUCAUCCACGAGUUCAUCCAGCACCGCGGCCUGGAGCUGUUCGAGGCCACGGUACUGCGGCUGGAGGGACUCGGCAGGGCCAGAGACUCUGAGGUAGUCGGUGAAGCUUCAGAGAGGCUGCUGGGCCUCAUCGCAGGAGUCUUCAAGAUCAUCAGUGCUGUGAAGAAGGCAAAGUCAGAGCAGCUGCAUCAGUCUGUCUGUGCACGCCGCCGCCACCGCCGCUGUGAAUACUCCCACUUCCUGCAUCACCACAGAGACCUGUCAGGUUUACCAGUGUCUGCUUUCAAACAGGCUGCCAGACGAAACCCCUUCGAGGAGGCUGGAGACGGUAAGGAGGGGUUUGAGGGUGAUGCAGUGCGUUACCCGGAGCGCUGCUGCUGCCUCGCCGCCUGCGCUCACCAGUGUCUGCGCCUCCUGCAGAGACUCUCUCCUAACGGGCCGGCUGUGCUGCAGGUCCUGGCUGGAGUUCAGGCCGUUGGAAUCUGCUGCUGCAUGGACCCUCGCUCUGUCGUAGGUCCCUUGCUGCACGCCUUCCAAGCUCCAGGCCUGCGCAGUUACCAGACUCACGUUCUGGGCGUCCUGAGCAGACUGAUUCUGGAUCAGCUAGGAGGGGGGCAGCCAUCAGAGAAAGCUAAACUCGCCUCCUGUAACAUCUGCACUCUGGACAGCAGCCAGCUCCCCGGGCUAGAGGAGACUCUGCAGCACGGGGAUCAUUCGGUUUCCACCAGUCUGUGUUAUCGCUCACAGGGGAUCCUGCCCAGCGGAGGGGGCGCAGAGGACAUGCUGUGGAAGUGGGACGCUCUGGAGGCCUACCAGGAGCUGGUGUUCGGGGAGGACUGGCAGCUGAGUCAGCAGAUAGCCGGACACGUGUGCCACCUGACCCUGAGGGGGAACGCUAUAGUGCAGUGGCAGCUCUACACACACAUCUUCAACCCGGUGCUGCAGAGAGGGGUUGAGCUGGCCCAUCACGCCCAGCACCUGGGGGUCUCCACGGUCUGCACCCAGGUCUGCAGCUAUCACACACGGUGCCUGCCUGUGGAAGUGCUGCUGAUUUACCUGCAGACAUUACCUGCCCUUCUCAAGUCAAGGGUCAUCAGAGACCUCUUCGUCAGCUGUAACGGACUCAAUCAGGUGACAGAGCUGGUCUACCUGGACCAGACCCGCUCUCUGGCCCUGAAGGUGUUUGAGACUCUGAUAAUCGGCAGCAGACACCACCAGCCUGACGGGGUGCUCCAGGAGCUUGAGAGCGCUGAUGCUGAAGAAAGGGAGGCCAUCCUGGGGUUGGCUGAAGAGCUGGGGUCCCGAGGGGCCGGAGAGGGCCCGCAGAGCCUCAGCAAGUUCUACGAAGGUCUAAAGGAGGCGUACCCACGCCAUAAGAGCCGGAGCGGGCAGGGGCGAGGACCGGGCCGCAGCCGAGCAGAGACACACCUUCAUGUGAUCAACCUCUUCCUGUGUGUGGCCUUCCUCUGCGUCAGCAAAGAGCCGGACUCAGACCGGGACUCUGCCAACGACUCCGAGGACACUUCAGGUUACGACAGCACGGCCAGCGAGCCUCUGGGGGGGCGGCUGCCUUACCUGUCACCUGACAGCGUGGCCCUGCCUUCCAAAGAGCAGGUACGCCGCGCCGCAGACGUGUGGUCAGUGUGCAGGUGGAUCUACCUGGCCAGCCCCUUGUUCCAGAGGCAGUUCUUCAGGUUAGGCGGUCUGGACGUCUGCCUGCGCCUCAUGGCCAUGGUGAUCCAGAAGCUCUCCUGUAAGCCCAAGGACGGGAAAGCAAAGAAAAGGAGGGACGGUAAGGCCAAAGGAAGCCCUGAGUCCGUGGCCCCGGCUACCUCCCUGGGACUAGAGGAGACGCUUCAUGGUCCAGUGGAAACUCUCAGUCCUAGUCCUGCUGAGGGGAAGACCAAAGAUCCAGCAAAGAAGCUUGAGGAGGAGUGGCAACUCCAAAGUAUUCGACUCCUGGAGGCGCUGCUGGCUAUUUGUCUGCACAGCGCUAACUCGGCCCUGCAGAGGAUCGAACCCGAGCUUUCUUAUCAGCUGCAGUCGGUGGAGGAGACGCUGUUCGAGGUGAGAGACCAGCUCUCUCGCUCCGGCGUGGUGAACUCUGACCUCGCCGUCCCUCUGUUCGACUCUCUGCUUAGGGUUGCCUUGGCAGAGGUGUCGUCUGGUCCUGACCCCCCUGAGGAGAAGCCAGACAGGGUGAGUCCUGCCAUAGGAGAAACUAAGCUCCAGGUGUUGGCGGAGGGGGCGGCCCCAGCAGGAGAUCUAUCGGAGGAGGUGGACGAGGUGCAGAGCUGUGGCGUCAAGCCCCCGGGGGAGGAGGAGGGCUACGACGCUGACAGCGAGAGCAACCCCGAGGACAUGGCAAAGCAGGAAGAGGGUUUGAAGGUGGAGUCUUCGGCUCUGCGGGAGUUUGUGGCGGUGGCGGACGGGCCCGGGCGUGGCGUGCUGCUGUUCCCAGAGAUCUGCACGAUGGAGCUGCAGCUUCUCGCCACGGGCUCCCCGGACCUGGAGGUUCUGAGUCACGUGUUUCACAGCCUGCUGGGAGCCGUGCACGCCAACCGCCGUAACGCCGCCUUGCUCUACGAUCAGGGAGGAGUCAAAACCAUCCUGUCUGGUUUUCACAACAUCCUGAGCCAAACAGACCCCUCCUUCACAGACUGCCAGACUGUGCUGAUGGAGCUGCUGGUCGCCAUGGUCAGCCUGCGAAUCACCGCGGAGGAGCUGGCCCUGUUGAUUCGUCUCUUCCUGGAGAAGGCCCCGCCCACCGUGAUUCUCCUGAAAGGAAUCCUUCAAAUCGUCGAAGCCAACAUGGACAUGGAGCCUCUUCACUUCCUCACCUUUCCCAUAAUCCUCGGCGCCUCGACGCCAGGAGGGUCGUCCGCCGGUUCCCGACAGAACGGAGCGGCGGGAGGGAAGAGCGUGGGUUUGCUCUGGAAAGGUAAACUGUCUCCCGGUCGCAGGGAGGGCGACGCCGACCACAGGCCGAGCCACAUCCGCUCCUCUCCCUGGCACAUCUCUCCCCUCCACCUGCCUCUGGUGGGGCAGAACUGCUGGCCCCACAUGGCGAGCGGAUUCAGCGCCUCCAUGUGGCUGAGGGUGACGGAGCAGGAGGAGAAAGACACGGAUAGAGACGAGGAGGAGGGUAACGUCCCUGCAGCGGAGUCCCGUCACAGCUCCUCUCAGGCGGGGGUGAGAUCAUCAGAGGAGGGACUCGUUCACAUCCUGUCCAUGGGCUCCAAGGCGCUGAUGCUGCAGGUGUGGGCGGACUUCUCCUCAGGCUCUCUCACAUUCAGGAUCUGCAUCGAUCCAAACGACGAGAUCAAAGCGGGACUUCUGGCUCAGGCUGAGUCCGGAGAGGAGCUCCUCGUAGCGGGGCAGUGGCAGCACCUGGGCCUCACCUACACCCAGCAGCCGGAGGGCAAGAAGAACAUCCACGGCCGGGUGGUGGUCUGGGUGUGCGGCAUCAGGAAAUGUGAAGUGUCUCUGGAUUACACCUUACCCAGAAAGUCCAGCUUAUCAUCCGACAGCAACAAAACCUUCUGCAUGCUGGGUCACUGCACGCCGUCCUGCGGGGAGACGCUGAAGCACGGCGGACGCUGGAGCAUGGGCACCGUGCUUCUGUUUAACGGAUCCAGAGUCGGCCCAGAGGAGGCUCUCUACCUCUACACCAGCGGGCCCGACCUCACCUCCAUCAUGCCCUGCAAGUACGGCAAGCCGGGUGGGACGUUCUCCAAGUUCGUGACCGAGGAAGGCCUGAAGUGCGAGCACGUCCGAGAGCUGCUGAUGAAGAGCAACGACGUGGACACGACGGCUCUGGUUGAGAGUUUAGCCGUGGUCUACGCUCCCAGCAGCCCCAGAGUCUACACCAUCUACGAGCCCGUGAUCCGACUGAAGGGUCAGGCCAAGACGGUGGUCACCCAGCGUCCGUUCAGCUCCAAAGAGGUGCAGAGCGUUUCCCUGGAGCCCAACGCUCUCAGGUCCCUGCUCCCGACCGAAACACAAGGCCUGCAGAGCGUCCUGCACAAGAUCGGAGGGACGGGGAACUUCGUCUUCCUCUUCGCUCAGACGGUGGAGCUGAGCGACUGUGAGAAGACGCAGGCUCUGGCCCUGCGCGUUCUGCUGUCUCUGUGCAAGUUCAACCAGCACCGCAUCCACGAGAUGGACUGCUACCACGUCUACUCCAUGAUCCACCAGGUCCUCAUCAAGACCAAGUGCAUCGUGGGAUAUCACAUGCUGAAAACUCUAUUGGACGGAUGUUGCAGCGGAUCGAUCCUCCUCCUCGGAGACGAUGGACAGUUCCGUUUGGACACAGAGUCCAUCGCUGUGGUCCAGGAUACCAGGCUGCUCUCAGACGUCCUGCUGGACUGGAAGAUCUGGGCCAAGGCGGAGGUCGGGGUGUGGGAGACUCUUCUUGCAGCGUUAGAGAUCCUCAUCAGGGUCCACCACCCUCAUCAGGUCUUCAACAUUCGUCAGUUCCUCAAGGCUGAAGUGGUUCAUCGCUUCCUGCUCACCUGCCAAGUGCUGCAGGAGCAUCGAGACGAGCAUCUGACCGCCAUCCCUCAGGAGGUCUGUCUGUCAUUCGUGAAGAUCAUCCAGGAGGUCCUCGGGUCUCCUCCGGACAUGGACCUCCUGAAACUGAUCUACAACUUCCUGCUGGCCGUUCAUCCCCCGACAAACACCUACGUCUGCCACACUCCGUCCAGCUUCUACUUCUACCUGCACAUAGACGGGAAGCUGUACCAGGAGAAGGUGCAGUCCAUCAUGUACCUGAGACACUCCAACAGCGGGGGGAAGUCGGCCUGCAGCUCUGUGGUGUCGCUCUCCCCGACGGUGUUCGCUGAAGCUCCUCAUGAAGGUCAUCUCCCCGCUCCUUCCCCGGAGCACGGAGGAGACGAUCAGUCGUUACGCCCCCCCAGCCUCGCUCCGUCUCCGUACUCCUCCCCUCUGCUGACUCCUCGACUCGGACACACUGGCGUCCCCGCUGAGGGAGCCGAAGGCGACGGGGUCUCCCUCGCCACUCAGCAGGGUCUGGGCAGCACGGAGACGCUGAAGAAGGGCGGAGGUGAGGAGCAGCUCCUGAGCAGCUGUGAGUCAGCAAAAACCAUCUGCGAGUCCAAAGACGCAGGAGAGGGACGGGCCAUGCAGACGCCCUCCAUCAGCGUGGAGGAGGAGCGAGACGAGGCGGCGGAGGUGGACAGCCUGGCGGAGGGCAGCGUGGGCGUGGCGGAGUCUGAGGACAGGUUUGAUUGGGCCAGCGAUGAAGCACCGCGGCGUCCCGACAGCCUUAAAGGGAUCCAGUCCUUCCAGCGCAGCCACAGUAACCUCGCCAGUUUGGGUCUGGCCUUCCCGGCUCCAAACGGCUCGCUGGCGAUCGGACGCUGGCCCACGGCGGCAGACCGAGCGUCCAUGCCGGAAGACUGGGAGAGCUACACCUACUCGCCUGGAUAUGAGAGGGCGCACAGCAAGGCGGAGUCAAAUGACAGGUCCAGCUCCGAGGACUGCCUGGUGCUGAUCUGCUGCGGACUCUACGACCUGCUGAGAGGAAUCCUGCUGCUGCUGCCCGACCUCAUGCUGGAGGAGGUGAUGGACAAACUCAUCCAACCCGAGGCGCUCAUCGUCCUCGUCAACCACUCGUCCCCUCUCAUCCAGCAGGGCGUCAUGAAGCUGCUGGAUGCGUACUUCAGCCGAGCCCUGAAGGAGCAGAAGGAGAAGUUCCUGAAGAACCACGGCUUCUCUCUGCUCGCCAACCAGCUGUACAUCCACCAGGGCAGCCAGGGGCUCCUCGAGUGCUUCCUGGAGAUGCUGUUUGGACGGCCGGUCGGUCUGGAGGAGGAUCUGGAUCUGGAAGAAAUGGAAAACAUCUCUCCCUUCAGGAGGCGCUGCAUCAUCCCGGUGCUCGGCCUGAUCGAGAACUCUCUGUAUGAGAACUCUCUGGUGCACAACAUCCUGUGCAUGCUGCUGCAGCUCCUCAACGCCUGCCCCAAGCUGGCCGACAUCCUGCUGGACCACGGGCUGCUCUACGUGCUCUUCAACACCCUCUCCACGCUCAACGGCAUGGAGAACGGAAUCCCCCUGAACGACUACAAGCUCCUGGUGUGUGACAUCCAGCAGCUGUUAGUCGCCGUCACCAUCCACUCCUGCAGCUCUUCAGGGUCCCAGUACUUCCGCAUCAUCGAGGACCUCAUUACCUUGCUCGGCUUCAUGCAGACGAGCAAGAUGCGACGCACGCAGGAGAUGGCGGUGGCGUUGCAGUUCCGCGUCCUCCAGUCGGCCAUCGAGUUCAUAAAGACGACGGCGAAUCAGGAGCCUCAGAAGAUGAGCAGCUCCAUUAACGCACCGAGCUCUCCUCAUCACGCCAUCUAUCAGAAGAGGAAGAGCAUCGCGGGGCGGCGUCGCUUCUCCCUCGCUCAGGCCGACUCGCUCCUGAUGCGGAUGCGAUCUGUAGCAAGCGAUGAGCUGCACCAGAUGAUGCAGAGGAGGAUGAGCCAGGAAAACCCGAUCCGGGCCAACGAGACCGAGUUCGUCCAGCGGCUGCAGAGGCUCGUGGUCCUCGCCGUCAACAGACUCAUCUACCAUGAUGUGAGUCAGGAUUUAUUUGACCUGCUGAACAUCCCCGACUCUCCGGACCAGCAGCUUCUCACCCCAGACCCAGGAGAUCCGCAGCAGGAGGAGAGCGGCUCCUCUUCUGUGCCUCACUCUCCCACCCCCUUCACGCUGCCGCCCGCCAGCAAGAAGAGCUUCCAGAAAGACAUCCUGCGACUCAUGAUGGACGGGAUCAAGAUCAGCCUGGGGAGCACGGGUCGAGGAGGAGCCCCACACCAGCAGUGGAGGAGGAUCCUGUGGUCGUGUCGGGACACUUUCAGGGUUCAGAUCGGCCGCCUGCUCGUGCACACGCUCAGUCCUUCACUGCCGCUGACCGACAGGAAGGAGACGCUGGAGUUUGUGUUUGAUCCACGGCAUCUGGAUAUCCUGAAGGAGAGCCUCAGCCCGGGUCUGGAGCACGGCCCGAAGCUGUCGCUCUACCUUUACGAGAUGCAGCACGACCACAAGGACAACCUCAGCAAGGAGGAGCUGAACGCCGUCGGCGUGUUCAUGACGUCGCUCAAGCUCUGCGGUCAUCGCUGCAUCCCGCCGAACGCGCCGCACAAACAGGACCUGCUGAAGGCCAUAAAAGAGGAGAAAUUUAAAUAUGAAGCGGAGGAGAAAACAAGCAAACUGGCGUGGGAGAAGAAAAUGGCCAACACUCAGAGGAAUCUUAUUCAGAGGCUGGACGGAAAGUCCAAGGACAUUUCCAAGAUCGCAGCCGAUAUCACUCAGAACGUGUCUCUGCGGCAAGGCAUGGAGAGGAAGAAAGUCAUCCAGCACAUCAGAGGACUCUACAAGACCGACCUCAGCGCCAGCAGGCACUGGCAGGAGCUGGUGCAGCAGCUCACACACGACCGGGCGGUUUGGUACGACCAGACGUCUUACCCGACGUCGUGGCAGCUUGACCCCACCGAGGGGCCAAACAGGGAGCGACGGCGGCUGCAGAGAUGCUACCUCACCAUCCCCAACAAAUACCUGCUGAAGGACCGACGCAAGCCAGAAGACACGGUGAAGCCGGCGUUGUCCUUCCUGUUUGAGGAUAAGACCCACUCCUCCUUCUCGUCCACCGUCAAAGACAAAGCCACCAGCGAGCCCAUCAGGUUCACCAGACGGUGCAUCAGCGUGGCCCCCUCCAGAGAGACGGCAGGGGAGCUGCUGCUGGGGAAGUCUGGGAUGUACUUUGUGGAGGACAAUGUCGCCGAGGCUCACGACAACCAGGUCCUUCACGGGGAGACGGAGGCGCCCUCUUUCUCCUGGACGUACGAGGAGAUCAAGGAGGUGCACAAGCGCUGGUGGCAGCUCAGAGACAACGCGGUGGAGAUUUUCCUCACCAACGGGAGGACCCUGCUGUUAGCCUUCGACAACACCAAGUUCCGUGACGACGUCUACCACAACAUCCUGACCUCUGACCUCCCCAACCUGCUGGAGCACGGGAACAUCACGGCGCUCACUCAGCUGUGGGGCUCGGGUCAGAUCUCCAACUUCGAGUACCUCACGCACCUCAACAAGCACGCGGGUCGCUCCUUCAACGACCUCAUGCAGUACCCGGUGUUCCCCUUCAUCCUGAGAGACUACACGAGCGAGACCAUUGACCUGCAGGAGCCCGGCAUCUACAGGAACCUGAGCAAACCCAUCGCAGUGCAGUCCAAAGAGAAGGAGGAUCGAUACGUGGAUAACUACAGGUACCUCGAGGAGGAGUACAAGAAGGGCAUCCGUGAAGACGACCCCAUGCCUCCCGUGCAGCCGUACCACUACGGCUCGCACUACUCUAACAGCGGCACCGUGCUGCACUUCCUCGUGCGGAUGCCUCCGUUCACCAAGAUGUUCCUCGCGUACCAGGACCAGAGCUUUGAUAUCCCCGACCGGACGUUCCACUCCAUGAACACCACGUGGCGUCUGUCCUCCUACGAGUCCAUGACGGACGUGAAGGAGCUCAUCCCCGAGUUUUUCUACCUCCCAGAAUUCCUCGUCAACAGAGAAGGUUUUGAUUUCGGCGUUCGUCAGAAUGGCGAGAGGGUGAAUCACGUGAACUUGCCUCCCUGGGCGCGAAACGACCCCCGUCUGUUCAUCCUGAUCCACCGGCAGGCGCUGGAGUCAGACCAGGUCUCGCAGAGUCUGUGUCAGUGGAUCGACCUGGUGUUCGGUCUGAAGCAGAAAGGCAAAGCGGCCGUCCACGCCAUCAACGUCUUCCACCCCGCCACGUAUUUCGGCAUGGACGUGUCGGCGGUGGAGGACCCGGUGCAGCGCCGCGCCCUGGAGACGAUGAUAAAGACGUACGGUCAGACGCCCCGGCAGCUCUUCAGCGCCUCUCAUGCCAGCAGAGCCGGGCCCAAACUCAUGAUGGAGGGCGAGCUGCCGGCGGCCAUGGGGCUCCUGGUUCAGCUGGCCUUCAGAGAGACUCGAGAGCAGGCGAAGGAAAUCGUGUGCCCGAGCCCGCUGCCGUGGAUCAAAGGUCUGAAGUGGGGCGAGUACGUAGGCUCGCCCUCCGCUCCGGACCCGGUGGUGUGUUUCAGUCAGCCGCACGGGGAGAGGUUCGGAUCCCUGCUGGCUCUGCCGACACGGGCCAUCUGUGGACUGUCCCGCAAGUUCUGCCUCAUGAUGAUUUACAGCAAAGAGCAGGGAGUUCGGAGCAUGCACAGCACAGACAUCCAGUGGUCGGCCAUCUUGAGUUGGGGAUACGCGGACAACAUCCUGAGGCUGAAGAGCAAACAGAGCGAGCCGCCGAUCAACUUCAUCCAGUGUUCACAGCUUCACCAGGUGACCAGCUGCGCCUGGGUGCCCGAUGGCUGCCAGCUAUUUACGGGCAGCAAGUGUGGAGUCAUCACCGCCUACAGCAACCGCUUCACCAGCACCACGCCGUCAGAGAUGGAGGUGGAGUCUCAGGUUCACCUGUACGGGCACACGGGUGAAGUCACCAGCCUGUUUGUGUGCAAACCGUACAGCAUCCUCAUCAGCGCCAGCAGAGACGGCACCUGCAUCCUCUGGGACCUCAACAGACUCUGUUAUGUACAAAGUCUCACAGGACACAAAAGCCCGGUGACCGCCGUGUCCGCGAGCGAAACCACCGGUGACAUCGCCACAAUCUGCGACUCAGUGGGCGGAGGCAGCGACCUGCGGCUGUGGACGGUGAACGGCGACCUCAUUGGACACGUCCACUGCAGAGAGAUCAUCUGCUCUGUGGCGUUCUCCAACCAGCCCGAGGGCGUUUCUGUCAACGUCAUCGCAGGCGGGCUGGAGAACGGCGUCGUCAGGUUGUGGAGUACCUGGGAUCUGAAACCCGUGAGAGAGAUCACCUUCUCCAAGUCCAGCAAACCGAUCAUCAGCCUGACGUACUCGUGUGACGGUCACCACCUCUACACGGCGAACAGCGAGGGCACGGUGAUGGCGUGGUGUCGGCGGGACCAGCAGCGGAUGAAGCUGCCCAUGUUCUACUCGUUCCUGAGCAGCUACGCCGCGGGCUGACCACGACGGCGUGUCUGAUGUUUACUCCCGUCUCUGGCGAGAGGAGCCUUCUGUUCUUUCCCUCCCUCUUCCUGCGCUCCUCUUCCUCCUGCACUGACAUGAAGGAGGACGAGUCAGCAUGGCCUCCCUGACCCCUCCCUGACUUUUAACUAAAGCCAUCCUCGGUUGCGCCAGCUCCUCAAACACUCCCAGCAUCCUGAAAUGAUGAAGAUAGUAUUACAUGUACAUAAUCUAUAUUUAUAAACAAACUGAAGCUGAAUGUCGAGGCGGAGUGGAUGAGCUGCAACAGACACUUUAUAUAAAAGCAUUUCUGAGAGUGUUUGCUUUGUCAAGUCUUUCAUGGUUCAGUUUUUCCUGCCGUUGAGUUUCCCUGGUUUGUGUAAAGAUCCUGAUGUUUCCUGGUAAGCUGCUAUCGUCUGGUUGAAGCCCGGACCCGAAGUGUGAACCCCCCCUAGUCUCUCACGUUGUCGUCACAGCUCGGGAUCUCCCACAGCGAGGCGUCGGAGCCCCUCCUCACGUCUGCCACCGGGAGACAUCCCGCUCUGUGGGAGUGAGACGCCGCUCUGCUGGGCUGUCUGCUCCGCUCUCGUCUGAACGCCGGAGUCUCAGCUCGCCUUCAGUGUGUGUGUGUGUGUGUGUGAGCUCAGAGGAGGGACGGGGGGACGGUGCAAUGAAGUGUUCCUCGUGUUGCCUGUUCUCCUGUCCUACUUCUGCAUGCUGGGAUGAUGCUGAUGUUGAGUGUGUGAGUGUGUGAGUGUGUGUGAGACAUUUACCGUCAUGAUACCUUCUUACAGCCUUCUUUUGUUGAAUCUCUCUCUCCGCUCUGAGAAUGUUGAAUUCAGUUAUUUAUUAGAAACACUGCAGAGACUUCUCUUUCCCUCUUUUCUCUCUCUACCUUUCCUCCUCUCUCUGAAAUGCACUAAAGGCUUUUCAUCCUGGAUGUUUGCUGCUCAAAGUUAUUAAGAGAAGUUCAUUUCAAUGUUCUUAUGACCAAAAUAUGAAGUAUGGUUUAAACUGCAGACAUUGACAUGGAUCACAGCAGCUUGGCUUUGAUCUCUGAAUUCUUAUUAUCUCAGAAUUCCAAGAUCAGUGUCAGAAUUCUGAGAACAAAGCCAAAAUUCUGACAUUGAUUUAGGAAUUUGAUCUUGGAAUUCUGGCUUUCAUCUCGGAAAUCCAAUUUUCAGAAUUCCAAGACCAAUCCCAGAAUUCCAAAAUCAAAGCCGGAAUUCUGGCUUUGAUCCAAGACUUCUGGCUUUGAUCUCAGAAUGCUGAAAUUGAUCUCAGUAUCAUGGCUUUGAUCUUAUAAUUCUGGCGUUGAUCCAAAACAUUUGGCCUUGAUCUCAGAAAUCUGUCUUUGAUCUUGGAAUUCUUAAUAUCUCAGAAUUCCAAGAUCAAAGACAGAAUUCUAAAAUCGAUCUCGGAAUUCUGGCUUUGAUCCAAGAAUUCUGGCUUUCAUCUUGGAACUCCAAUUUUGAUCUCAGAAUUCUGGCUUUGAUCUUGGAAUUCUUCUUAUCUCAGAAGUCAAAGAUCAAUGUCAGAAUUCCAAAAUCAAAGCCGGAAUUCUGGCUGUGAUCCAAGAUCUCUGGCUUUGAUCUCAGAAAUCUGGCUUUGAUCUAAGAAUUCUUAUUAUCUCAGAAUUCUAAGAUCAAAGACAGAAUUCUGACAUUGAUCUCGGAAUUCUGGCUUUGAUCUCGGAAUUCUUAUUAUCUCAGAAUUCCAAAAUCAAAGCCACCCCAACCUCAAUCUUAGAAUCCUGACCUUCAUCUCAGAACUUCGACUUUGACGUCAGAAUUCUGACUUUUUUAGACCCAUAAACAAACAUUGUCCCUGAUCCUCUCUGUAGUAGUAAAAUUAAUGUCUGCUCAAAGCCUGUAUCCACUGCUGCCUGGUUUCUGUCAGACGAGUCAGGGAUAAUAUUUAGUGAGCAGGUAGUUACACACAUUAGAAUCAUGAAGGGUGACCUCAGUGAAAUGUGGAGGGUGUCUUAAACCACAAUGUUUACCAAUUUAGCAUUUUCACCACAGUGUCAACAGGCAGAGGUGAAAUGUGCCGGACUCCUUAUGAAGGAUUCUUUUGUUGUUGAGAAUCAAUAUUUAACACAGCCAGGUAAAAAAAACACAACACAUGUACAUGACAAAGUCAGCAGAGCCUGAAGUUAACGUUUUGUCCACAGGGGGCGCCAAAAUCAACACAGGAGCUUUAACUUUAACGACACCUGACUUAAAUUAAGAAUGUUCCUUGAAUUCAGAGAUCUUAUGAACAUCAUUACAGAUCCAUGAGUCCGCUUCAGUCCAGAGAGCUCGUGUGAAGCAGGACGGUGUUUCUGGCGUAGAGUUUCUAACACUACACUGAUCCCUCUGGGUGUUUGUGUCCUCCUCAUCCAGCUCUUCUUUACAUUCCCUCUUUCUUUACAGCACUUUGUUUAAAGUGAAACAGGAAGUGAAAGCACUUUUUUUAUCCGCUAACUCAAAAAGAUUUGCUUUUUUUAUUCUGCUGAAUCGACCUAGAGAGCAAUACCAGGCAUGCAAUAUGUCAUCUUAAAGGUGUGUGGAGAUGAUGCUCUGCCUUCAGUGAAAGACGAUGUCUUACGUUUCUGAUUGUUUACGAAAAAGGGAAUAUUUCUUCUCGUCUUUUGAAUUCAUUCCUUUUUGUUCUCUUUGAGUCGUUGUUUCUGUUCAUCUCCUGGAGCCGUGUUGUUCUGUGCAGCGUCAGGACACCGUGUUUAUGUUUACUUUACAGCCUUUCUUUUCUUAAACAUCCUUUUGUUUGAAGGUUUUUUCCUGUUUUUGUUUUUUGAAAAAAUACAACAAAAAAUACAA